GAAAGGUUCAAUGCAAGAAAACAUACAACAAUGAAGGAACUAGCCGCAGCCGCAGCAGCAGCAGGGGAGAAGAAGCCUCACGUUCUGGUGUUCCCGUACCCGGCGCAGGGCCACAUAAACCCGGCGCUGUCGCUCGCCAAGUGCCUCGCGUCGAAAGGCCUACGGAUCACCCUCAUCACUACCACACGUGUACGAAGAUCGGCGACAGUGUCGAUGUCCGCGUGGGACUCCAUGAUAUCCAUAGUCGACAUCGGGGAUGGCUCCGACGAGGCCGAGGAAUCCGAUACCAUGGACAAGAACCUUAAGCACCUACAAGCCGCGCUUUCAAAGAACCUCACGGAGUUCUUGGACAGCUCGCGCUGCUCUGCAGCUAAAGCCAUCGUGUACGACUCGACCAUGCCGUGGAUUCUCGACAUAGCUCAUGCGCGAGGUUUGCGCGCCGCGUCGCUCUUCACUCAGAACUGCGCCGUCUGCGCCGUGUACUACCAUAUCCAACAAGGCUCACUCAAAUAUCCUUACGAUCAAGAAGACGGCGGAGGAGAAGAUUGUGUCGUUUCGCUGCCUUCACUGCCUCCCCUGAAUGCGAAGAAGGAUUUGCCGUAUUUCGAUGCUUUUUCCGACCCCAAGCAUUCGCUAAUGAGGCUUCUCGCCGAGCAGUUUUUGAACCUGGAAAAAGUCGAUUGGAUUCUAUUCAACACGUUCUACAAGCUCGAGACUCGGAUUGUCGACUGGAUGGCGAGCCAAUGGCCGGCGAUCAAAACUGUAGGACCGAUGUGUUCGUUGCUGCAGUCGGACAAGAAAUACUUGAGCAAUGACAGCAGCAUGAUCAGUCUGUUCGAGCCGCGACAAGACGCCUGCGCCGAAUGGCUAAACUCUAAGGAAGCGAGCUCGGUUGUAUAUGUAUCGUUUGGCAGUUUGGCGCAACUCAAUAAAGAACAAAUGGAAGAAGUCGCGCUCGGGCUACUAACGAGCGACUGCUUCUUCUUGUGGGUAGUGAGAGCUUCCGAGCGCAAUAAACUCCCCAAAAACUUUGUCGAUGCAGCCGUGGGAAAAGGCCUAAUCGUCGAGUGGUGCCACCAGCCUCAGGUCUUGGCAAACGACGCCGUGGCGUGUUUCAUGACGCAUUGUGGAUGGAAUUCGACGCUCGAGGCAUUGGUGCAUGGCGUGCCACUUAUAGCCAUGGCGCAGUGGGUCGACCAAACGACGAACGCGAAGCUUAUCGAGGAUUUGUGGGGAGUCGGGACGAGAGUUAAAGCGCGGGAAGAUGGGAUUGUUGCAAGAGAAGAGAUCAGGAGGUGCGUCGAAUGCAUGAUUCGAGGAGAUCGCGCGAAAGAGAUGAAAAGAAACGCAGCGAAGUGGCAAGAAUUGGCUAAGGAGGCCGUCGACGAAGGGGGGACUUCGGCGACGAAUAUUGAGGCCUUCGUAUCGGAACUUAAGAACAAUUGAUGAAUGAUGUGUAUUUUUGUUCUUAUAUAAGAACACGUCCAGACUCAUUAGUAACUCCUUAUUAAUAGGAUUUUAAAAACGUUUUGUCUAUCGGAAAAUUACAAAAAAUAUCCCAGAAAUAUCAACUUUUUUGCAAACAUUUUACCAGAGAGAUGAUGGAAUAUAUUCUGCAAUUUUCUCUUUUGUCUA
This is a messenger RNA of Andrographis paniculata, 1635 nucleotides long. Its product is annotated as UDP glycosyltransferase 9-like. The coding region runs from base 31 to 1446 and encodes 471 amino acids. Gene Ontology annotation, molecular function: UDP-glycosyltransferase activity. The record is from RefSeq and is a predicted model, not a curated record. The transcript is spliced from 2 exons. NCBI's taxonomy places the organism in Eukaryota, Viridiplantae, Streptophyta, Magnoliopsida, Lamiales, Acanthaceae.